Chelmon rostratus (copperband butterflyfish) is the source of this 642-nucleotide messenger RNA. Its product is annotated as ras-related protein Rab-39B-like. Gene Ontology annotation, cellular component: Golgi membrane. Lineage: Eukaryota; Metazoa; Chordata; Actinopteri; Chaetodontiformes; Chaetodontidae. The record is from RefSeq and is a predicted model, not a curated record. Gene Ontology annotation, biological process: Rab protein signal transduction. Bases 1 to 642 code for a protein of 213 amino acids. The transcript is spliced from 3 exons. Gene Ontology annotation, molecular function: GTP binding; GTPase activity.
AUGGAGACGAUAUGGCUUUAUCAGUUUCGCCUGAUCGUCAUCGGAGACUCCACGGUCGGCAAGUCGUGUCUGAUCCGGAGGUUCACUGAGGGCCGCUUUGCCCAGGUGUCCGACCCGACUGUGGGGGUGGACUUCUUCUCCCGGCUGGUGGAGAUCGAGCCGGGCAAGAGGAUCAAGCUGCAGAUCUGGGACACUGCAGGACAGGAGAGGUUCAGGUCUAUCACCAGAGCUUACUACCGUAACUCAGUGGGUGGGCUCUUACUCUUCGACAUCACAAACCGCCGUUCCUUCCAGAACGUCCAUAACUGGCUGGAGGAGGCCCAGAGCCACGUCCAGCCGCACAGCAUCGUCUUCCUGCUGGUCGGUCACAAGUGUGACCUGGAGGCCCAGCGUCAGGUGACCCAGCAGGAGGCAGAGAAGCUGGCAGGGGCCUUCGGGAUGCGCUACGUGGAGACCUCAGCACGAGACGCCAUCAAUGUGGAGAAGGCGUUUGUGGAUCUGACGAGGGACAUCUUUGAGCUAGUACGGAGCGGGGACAUCAAGAUCCAGGAUGGCUGGGAGGGCGUCAAGAGCGGAUUUGUUCCCAACACCGUCCAUUCCUCCGAGGAGGUCGCCAAGGGCAGCCGGCAGUGCUUGUGCUGA